ACAUUAUACUACAUGUUGCGGCGCCGUUGGCAUUGCUUCUGCCUGGCAAUGACGUGGCGACGGUCCGACUUCCGCUUCCGACUUCCAGUAUGUCCACCUUAAACAGCUACUACUACAUUGUCACUAUAGUUUCAGCUUCAUUAGGUCGUCUUUUGCCGGAACCGAGGCCAGUUGCAACAUCAUUCUCCGACACUUGCAAGUCGUGACGCUCGCAACUGCACUCGCAGCUUAGAAUCCUUCCACAUAUAUCGCGAGUAGCCGCCUUGGUCUUCGCGGGAACUUGACUGCAACAUCCAGCGCCAGGCCAAAUGUCUGUUCCAGCACUCCUUGCCCAAAGACAGGGCUCUUUCCUGGUCAAAGGACGCUCGCUUGUUGCCGGCCGCAGCGGUUGCCCGCUGCGGGCGCCGCGCCAGCCCAGGGUCAAAGUGCUGGCAGUGCAAAUAGACCGCCGUUCAGCAUUGGACGCUCAAUGGCGUCGUCAGCAGGAGGCCGAGGAGAGGAGGGCACAACUGGCGAACCAGCUUCUGAAGGGCGACAUGAUGGAAGUUAGGGACGCCGAUGAGUUCGAUGCCCUGUGCGAGCACGCAAACAACUCCCUCGUCGUCAUGUUCAUGUACCGGCCAUCUUGCGGAAGCUGCAAGGAUGCUGCGCUGCGCUUUGAGCAGCUCCGGGAGGAGGCCAACCGCACUCAGGCGCGGGUGGCGUUUGUGCGGCACAACGUGGAGACGGACUACGGGGACACCAGCGACCUGUCGCGCAUACACAGCGUCCGCGCAGUGCCCGCCUUCCUGUUCUUCGACGGUGGCGCCAUGGUCCGCCGCCUGUCGCUGCGCGACAUCCGCCGCCUGACCGGCCCCAAGCCAUUUGUGGAGGCGGCGCUGGCUGAGGACGUGCGAAAGCUCAAGUCCACAUUCAGGGAGGUGCUGCUGUCGCGCGCACCCAGCGCCCGCAGCUGAAGUGGGCUGUGGGUGGUGGUGGUGGUGGUGAAGAUCAAAUGUCCGAGCCCAACGAAUAGGUCUCAAUGGUUACAGGAGCGUCGCCCAACCCAGGAAUUCAGUGCAAGACGAGCGCCAGAGAGAGGCCUGAAGCUGUGUCGACACCCCCGGAUGUGGGCGCAAGCGGCAGAAUCGCGCGGCCCGCUGGCCACGCGGUGGAUGGGUUGUAGGGCUUGAAGGCUUUUCUGGGGUUUAAAGGAAUUGUGAAAAUGUCAUGCCAGUGACCCGGUGGGGCGCCAGGGUGGUCAGGCACGAGGCUUCUCAGCGGCACAUCACGUGCAUGCAACUGUGUAGAUCUUGUGCAGUUGCCAUGUCAGCUUUAGCACAGCGUUGAUGUCGUUGUUUAUGUUUGUUUGUUUGAUUGGUUGGCGGAUGGACGGGGACAGCGUACACACGGAGCCGCGGGCAGCCUGCAUUGGGCCGCCCUGUCCGUGAGGCCGUGGCUGGCAACUCCCGUGCGCGUAUUCGGAUGUGACGAUGUAUUGCUUGGAAGGUUGGCCGGUGCGCGCUACUCCCCGAUGGAUGUUUGUCGGGGCUGUGGCAUGAGGCUGCUCGGCCGGCGUGCGGACUUCGUGGCCGGACCCACUAAUGGGCAGAGGGGAAGCCGGACUCAGCACGCAUGGCGUCAACUGCGGCGGACGUGCUGCCCAUUGUAUACUACCGACAUAGUUGUUUGUUUGUUUCAUUAAUUUGUUGUAGCCAGCAGGGUUGUAGCCAGGGAAAACAUCAUGUGAAUGUUGCUGCGGCGUCCAGGUGUCCCACGUAGGGCCGGGCUGCUGCUGUGCUGCUGGCUGUCCACUGGCCGCUCAUCACAGGGAUCGCACACAACGAGGAGCCCGGUGCGUCCUGGAAUGGCUUUGUAGGGUUGGGGUUCUAUGCUUGUUGAGGUGAUAAGGAGUGGCAGUGCUAGGCAGCGGCUGUAUGUCAAUCUAAUGUCCUAUCUGCCUCUGUGUACAGCGUCGGCCGCAGCCCCCGGGCCGCCGGGCGGUGGAGUGUCCGCGUGGGUCACUGCUGCGUGGCUGCGGGCACACACACGCACAGGGCCAGAUCGCCAUGUAACAAUAUGCGUGU
Messenger RNA from Chlamydomonas reinhardtii, 2066 nucleotides. RefSeq lists its product as uncharacterized. Bases 537 to 956 code for a protein of 139 amino acids. The transcript has 6 exons. Lineage: Eukaryota; Viridiplantae; Chlorophyta; Chlorophyceae; Chlamydomonadales; Chlamydomonadaceae. The record is from RefSeq and is a predicted model, not a curated record.